Messenger RNA from Camelus dromedarius (Arabian camel), 8116 nucleotides. RefSeq names its product collagen alpha-4(VI) chain. The record is from RefSeq and is a predicted model, not a curated record. Lineage: Eukaryota; Metazoa; Chordata; Mammalia; Artiodactyla; Camelidae. The transcript has 38 exons. Bases 114 to 7316 code for a protein of 2400 amino acids.
CGGUACUCUAGGGAAUCCCUGAGGCUUAAACAGCUUCUUAAGGGAUGAAGACAAGAAGGAGCAAUUGAAAGGAUCAACCAGAAAGGUUCUGCCAGGGGCACAUCACAUCUAGAAUGGAGACUUGGAAGACAUUUUGGGGGAUAGUCUUCCUUGCGGCGAGUUUUGGCGUCAAGUCACAGAGAAUUGUCUGCAGGGAGGCCACUGUGGGAGAUGUCGUGUUUCUGGUGGACACCAGCAUCAACCCCCAGGACACCCGCAGUGUGCGGGGCUUCUUGUACAUGGUGGUCAACAGCUUCAAGGUCAGCCGAGAGGCGGUCCGCGUGGGGCUGGCCCAGUACGGCGACGAGCCCCGGUCCGAGUUCCUCCUUUCCACCUACCACCGCAAAGGCGAAGUGCUGAGACACAUCCAGAGGUUUCCAUUUAAGCCUGGGGGCCACAAGUUGGGCCUGGCCCUGCAGUUCCUCCUGGAUCAUCACUUCCAGGAGACAGCGGGGAGCCGCGCGAGCCAGGGCGUGCCCCAGGUUGCCCUGGUGCUCAGCACAGGCCAGCCGGAGGACCAUGCGUGGGAUCAAGCCGAGGCCUUUAGGAGGGCGGGCAUCCUCCUCUAUGUGGUGGGCGUCGGAGACACGGGAUCCGCGGAGCUCGGGGAGAUUGCAAGUCGCCCUGCCGAGAAAUUUGUCUCCAUUGUUCCCAGCCUCUCUGGUCUGGGCAGCCUGGCCCCGAAGCUGCAGCAGGAACUCUGUAAUACUUUGGUAAAUGCAGCUCCAGCUGUUGGCCACAUCUCUCCAGCUUGCGGAGAAGCAGUCCUGGCCGACAUUGUCUUCCUAGUAGACAGUUCGACCAGCAUCGGGCCCCAGAACUUCCAGAAAGUGAAGAACUUCCUUCACUCUGUAGUCUUGGGGCUUGACAUCAGCAGUGACCAGGUUCGAGUGGGACUUGCUCAGUAUAAUGACAACAUCUACCCAGCCUUUCGGCUGAACCAGUAUCCUCUGAAGAGUGUGGUCCUGGAGCAGAUCUGGAAUCUGCCCUACCGGACGGGAGGCACAAACACGGGGAGUGCCCUGGAGUUCAUCAGGACCAACUACUUGACUGAGGUGGCUGGCAGCCGGGCCAAGGACAGGGUUCCCCAGAUAGUUAUCCUGGUCACAGAUGGGGAGUCAAAUGAUGAAGUCCAGGAGGCAGCUGACCGGUUGAAAGAAGACGGGGUUGUUGUGUACGUGGUUGGGGUCAACGUCCAGGAUGUCCAGGAGUUGCAAAAGAUAGCCAGUGAACCAUUUGAGAAGUUCCUCUUCAACACUGAAAACUUCAACAUCCUGCAGGAUUUCUCUGGAAGCAUUCUUCAGACUCUGUGCUCGGUGGUGGAGAGCAAGAUUAAAGAAUACACCCAGCCCUAUGCAGAUGUAGUCUUUCUCGCUGACACGUCACAGAACACAUCGUGGACCAGUUUCCAGUGGAUGCGGAAUUUCAUCUCCAGGGUGGUGGGCAUGCUGGAUGUUGGCAGGGACAAGUACCGGAUUGGGCUGGCUCAGUACGGUGGCCAAGGUCACACAGAAUUUUUGCUUAAUACCUACCAGACCCAGGAUGAGAUGACUGCUCACAUCCAUGAUCACUUUGUGCUCCGGGGAGGUCCCAGGAGGACGGGCAAAGCUCUGCGAUACAUUCAUCAGACCUUCUUCCAGGAGGCAGCAGGAAGCCGGUUUCUCCAGGGCAUUCCCCAGUAUGCAGUGGUCAUCACCUCAGGCAGAUCUGGAGAUGAGGUCGGGGAUGCAGCACAGACACUGAGGGAGAAAGGCGUGAAAGUCAUGUCCGUGGGUGUCCAAGACUUUGACAGGAGAGAGCUGGAGGGGAUGGGGACCCCACCCCUUGUAUAUGAGAUGCAAGGACAAGAUGGUGUCAGACAGGUGACACAGGAUAUGAGCUCAGUGAUCCAAGGGACUGGGCAGCUCAAGUUCAACAGCGAGGCAGAGAAGGAGCCGAUAGCAGCGUGUCCGACUGCAGUCCCGGCUGACUUGGUAUUCCUCAUUGAGGAAUUUCCCAGGCACAGGCACUUGAAUUUCCAACAAGUUGUCAGUUUCUUAAAGACCACCAUCCGCUCUCUAAGAUUUCAUCCAGAGGUUGUGAGAAUUGGCUUGGUCUUCUACAGCGAGGAACCACAGCUUGAGUUUUCACUGGAUACAUUUCAGGAUCCAGCCAAGAUCUUGGAGCAUCUGGACAAAUUAACCUACAGGGGGAGAAGGGGAAGGACCAAGACCGGUGCUGCUUUGGAUUUCCUGAGGAAUGAGGUUUUCAUUCAGGAGAAGGGCAGCCGGUCCUUGCAAGGUGUACAGCAGGUAGCCGUGGUCAUCACGGAAAGCUCCUCCCAAGACAGAGUGUCCAGGCCCGCUUCUCUCCUCCGCAGGGCAGGGGUUACCAUCUACACAGUGGGUACCCAGAUUGCCUCAGAGAACUCAGAUCUGGAGAAGAUAGCGUCCCAUCCUCCUUGGAAGUAUGUCAUCUCUCUCGAAUCUUUUUUGCAACUCACCGUUGUGGGAAGCAAGAUUAAGAACCAGCUCUGCCCUGAGAUUGUAGGCACCAGGGCUUCCAUUUCUGGGAUGGGCUCUGAGCUACAAGAAGGCUGUGUGCACAUCCAGAAGGCAGAUAUUUACUUCCUUAUUGACGGGUCCUACAGCAUCAACCCAGACGAUUUUCUCGAAAUGAAAGUGUUCAUGAACGAGGUGAUAAAGAUGUUCCACGUGGGGCCUGACAGAGUACAGUUUGGAGUCGUUCAGUACUCAGACGAUAUCGACACUCAGUUUAUCCUCAGCCAGCAUCCCAGCGGGGAAGGGCUGAAGGCUGCCAUUGAUGGCAUGCAGCAGAAAGGAGGGGGCACCAUGACCGGCCGGGCCUUGGGCCACAUGGUUCAGGUCUUUGCAGACACCACUCGCAGCAACGUGCCUUGCUAUCUCAUCGUCAUCACCGAUGGAAAAUCUAUGGAUCACGUAGCAGAGGCCGCAGAGGCAUUGAGGAGAGACAGAGUCACCAUUUAUGCCGUUGGAGUCAGGGAUGCUAACACUGCUGAGCUUCAGGAGAUGGCUGAGGACAGAAUGUUUUUCGUGCAUGAUUUUGAUUCUUUGAAGGCCAUCCAACAAGAAGUGGUACAGGACAUCUGCUCCUCAGAGACCUGUAAGAACAGGAAAGCUGACAUCAUCUUCCUGAUGGAUGGUUCUGAGUCCAUCCCCCCGAAAAACUUUGAAAGGAUGAAGGGAUUCAUGAGGCGAAUGGUGAACCUAUCUAAUAUCAGUGCCGAUGAAAUUCGGAUCGGCCUUCUGCAGUUCAGCUCCAACCCGCAGGAAGAAUUCAGGCUCGGCCAGCACUCCUCCAAGGCGGACAUCCACAGGGCCAUCUCGAACGUUAAGCAAAUAAAUGAUGGCACCUACACCGGGAAAGCCCUUAACUUCACGCUGUCUUUUUUUGACAGUUCAAGAGGAGGGAGGCCCAGUGUUCAUCAGUAUUUGAUUGUAAUCACCGACGGGGUCUCCCAGGACAGUGUAGUCCUACCGGCCAAGGCCCUCAGGGACAGAAACAUCAUUAUCUUUGCCAUUGGGGUAGGAGGAGCCAGAAAGUCUCAGCUUUUGGAGAUCACUAAGGACCAGGGCAAAGUGUACUAUGAAGAAAAAUUUGAGUCCCUGCAAAACCUGGAGAAGGAGAUUCUGUACAAGAUCUGCAUUCCACAAGGAUGCCACAUAGAUUUGUCUGUAGGAAUUGAUGUCUCCACCCCCACGAGGCAAAUUCAGCAGUCGCUUGAAGGGUUACUGCCAGAGCUGAUGCAAGAGCUGGCCUUGCCUUCCAACAUCAGCUGUAGCCUUCCUGGUCAGACCAACGUGAUGUUCCGCUACAUGGUUCCUGGCUCAAGUGGCCAGCUCAUCUUUGACUCAGGUUUUGAAAAGUACAGUGAUGGGAGAAUUCAGAAGUUCUUGAUUCAGCAGGCUGCCAAUAGCAACCACAUGGAUGUGGAUUUUUUGCAGUCCCUGGGAGAUAGUGCUCUCCAUCUCUCUUCUGCUAAAGUGAAGGUCCUUUUAGUGUUUACAGAUGGAUUGGAUGAUGAUUUAGAGAGACUGAAGGAAACGUCCCAGCUUCUCCGCAGCAAAGGAUUCUCUGGACUCCUUACUAUUGGCCUGGAAGGUGUAUAUAAAUUGGAGGAGCUCCAGGAGCUAGAAUUUGGCAGAGGAUUUGCGUAUCAUCAACCUCUCAGCAUCACACUGCCAUCUCUCCCGAGCAUCUUAUGGAAGCAACUUGACACAAUUGUAGAAAGAACGUGCUGCAAUACGUAUGCAAAGUGUUUUGGAGACGACGGGCACAGAGGUGAUGGUGGGAGCCCUGGGAGGAAGGGAAAGAGGGGUUUUGAUGGAUUUCCUGGUCACCCUGGUGAAGAAGGUGGUCCUGGAGAAAGAGGUCCCCGAGGUCUUCCUGGACUCCGAGGUGAGGACGGAUGCCGGGGCAGGAGAGGACCCAAGGGAGCAAGAGGAUUUUCUGGAGAAAAGGGCAGCCCUGGUGAGGAGGGUCUUGACGGCUUGGAUGGAGAACAGGGUGAUCGUGGAGUCCCAGGGUCAUCUGGAGAAAAAGGAAACAGGGGAAAUCGGGGCUUGCCUGGACCACCUGGACGACCUGGCGAGCGCGGAGAGCCUGGGCUGAGGGGAGAUUUUGGGGAUCCUGGAACUGAUAGUUUCACCCAAGGCCCCAAGGGGGAAAAAGGGAGGCGUGGACACCAGGGAAGUUCUAACAUUGAUGGACCUCACGGGGGAACUGGAAGUGUUGGCCCUCAGGGUCCAAGAGGAAGACAAGGUCUGCCAGGAUUGAAGGGUAUGCGUGGAGAAUCUGGUGAACAAGGUUACCCAGGAGAGCUUGGGCAUCCAGGCUCACAGGGACCAAGAGGAAGGCAAGGACCGCCAGGAACUUUGGGAGAAAAAGGCUCACCGGGUGCUCAGGGGAAUGCUGGGCUUCCAGGGCCAAAUGGUUCCAAAGGAAAAGACGGACCAAGAGGAAUGAAGGGAGAGCGUGGUGUUCCAGGAGAAAGAGGACCACUGGGUCAACAAGGACCAAGAGGGCAACCUGGUCUUUCUGGCCCAGAUGGAUAUGGACAUCCAGGAAGAAAAGGAACAAAGGGUGAACCUGGAUUUCCUGGCUACCCUGGUGCACAAGGAGAAGAUGGUGAUCCAGGCCCCCAAGGAGAAAAGGGGGCAAAAGGAAUCAGAGGGAAGAGGGGGAAUGCUGGACUUCCUGGGUUUGUUGGAACUCCAGGAGACCCAGGCCCUCCAGGACCAGUGGGCAUCAAGGGCCCCCAAGGUUUGGCAGAUAUGACGCCUUGCGAAAUCAUCCAUCUUGCUCGAGAAAACUGCCCUUGUUCAAUAGGUGUCUCCAGAUGCCCAGUGUUCCCGACUGACCUGGUCUUCGCCUUGGACACAUCAAAUGACGUCUCCCAGCUGGAGUUUGAGAGGAUGAGAGACAUUGUUGUCUCUCUGUUGAUGAAGAUGGAAAUAAGUGGGGGUAACUGCCGCACGGGGGCCCGGGUGGCCGUGGUCUCGUACAACAGCAGAACAGACCACCUGGUUCGCUUCUCCGACUACCGGGGCAGGCCCGCGCUCCUGCGGGCGCUCAGGGAGAUGGCCCUGGAAGCGCCCUCCGGCAGCAGGAGCCUCGGGGGCGCCAUGAGGUUUGUGGCAAGACACCUGUUCAAGCGCGUGCGCUCGGGCCUUCUGCUCAGGAAGGUGGCAGUGUUCUUCCAGGCGGGCUGGGCCCAGGAUGCCGACACCAUCAGCACCGCCACGCUGGAGCUCAGCGCCCUGGGCAUCACCUCUGCCAUCAUCACCUUCACGGAGGGGCACAACCUCCCGGAGGCUCUGCUGAUGGAUAGAACCAACAGAUCUCACCUGUAUGUCUGGGAGACGGAGAGCCAGCAGGAUGUGGAGCGCGUGGCCCGCUGCACGCUCUGCUAUGACCCGUGCCACCCGGCUGCGGAGUGCGGGCGGGGUGCACCCGGGCCCCUGGCAGUGGACGUGGACGUGGCCUUCGUGGUGGACAGCUCCAGCGGCGUGGACGCAGACUUGUACCGCGCCGCCUUGACCCUUGUGGGCGCCACCCUGGAUGACCUGGAGGUGGCUGCGGAGCCAAGCACAUCCCCGCGUGGGGCGCGCGUGGCCCUGGUGACACACACGACUCCCGGCUUCUGGCCGCCCUCUGGCCACCCACCUGUGCGCGAGGGCUUCCACCUGACCUCCUACAGCCGCCGGAUGCAGAUGCAGAAGCACGUCCGCGAGGCCGCGGGCCACCCGCUGCAGGGAGCCCCUGCCCUGGGCCAUGCUCUGGAGUGGACGCUGGAGAGGGUGCUCCUGGCAGCCCCGCUGCCCAGGAGGGUGCAGGUCCUCUUUGCCAUCGUGGCCAGUGAGACCAGCGGCUGGGACCGGGAGAAGCUAAGGACUCUGUCCCUGGAGGCCAAGUGCAAGGGCAUCACUCUGUUUGUGCUGGCCUGGGGCCCGGGCGUGGGGACCCGCGAACUGGCUGAGCUGGCCCACGUGGCUAGCGCCCCCUCUGAGCAGCACCUGCUACGACUGGAGGGGAUCUCGGACCCGGAGGUGGCAUAUGCCCGGGGCUUCACGCGGGCCUUCCUGAACCUCCUAACAAGUGGAAGAAACCAGUACCCACCCCCAGAGCUCAUGGAAGAGUGUGGGGGCCCGAAUCGAGGGGAUACUCUGCGGCAGUCAGCUCUGCCUGUCAAGAGGUCAGCCACACACCAGUCGGGCAAAUCUCGUCUUGCUGAUGAUUUGGAAGCACUCGAAGCGAGAGACUCUUCUCUGGAGGAGACUGGAAAGGUCACGAUGACAGCUAGAACUCAGCAGAAAGCAGUCAAAAAUUAUGAAAAGGAUGGAUAUGAUGCUAAUGGAAAUGAGCAAGAAAAGCCUGCAAAGCAGAAAGAAAUCAGAAAAGAAAGAAAUUCAGGCACGGACUAUGGAUACAGUGAGAAGUUCGCCAUUGCAACCCGACAUCACGGGAGCCUUUGCUCUGCUUUUUCUCCUGGGCCCUGCUGCUUGCUGUCUGACAUCCCCCAGAGCUGGUCAUGCUGCUGGAAAAUUCAAACACGCCUGCUCAAGACAAAAGACAAUUCCUGUCAAUGUAUUGCAUCAUCUUGGAUCCAGGACAUCUUGUCCCUCCUUCAAGAAAACUCCCAAGAGCACACCAUGAGUUGCUUUCUGAAGAUAAUAUCCACUUGCUUUGGGAGGUGCCUGGAAGGCCCCGGGGGAAACAGGAGGUUACCAUCAUUCUGUGCUGGAGGGUUGAGCUGAGCCAAGAAUAUUUUUCUCUGACACCAAGUGUGCUCAAAGAAACCUGUUCUCCCUGAAGGCAGAGGUUACGGACCUGGGAAAAUGCAUGUCUGAUUGAAAAUUUGAAAUAGGCACAUGCCCAGAUCUUGCACUUGCUGUAACUUGCUGCUUCUCAAUGCUGUUUUUCGUUUUCCAGGCACAUCGUGUCUCCCUUUGAAGGGCUAUCAUUACUUGUUAGGCAAGUGUCCGGGUGCAGUAAAUAAUUAUAAAACAGGGUACAACAAAUAAUAAACUUGCUGCAUUUAUUGAGACCAUUAGAAGGCUGGAACGUUUGGAGAUUAGGCAACGGAUUGAGAUGGUUUGAAAAAAUGAGGGAAUUAAGUUUAAUAAGCAAGUGAGGGGUUCUCAGUGUCAGAAAGCAUUAUUGAUUCAUUCAUCCACUCAUUUGUACCUUGUCUGGUGUAUCUGCCCUGUUCUAGACCCCGUGCAGAACGACGACUCCAACUGUACGGCCCCUUUCACGUGGAUUCUGUGACCCUUGCAACAGACUUGAGAUGUAGGGCUUUUCAAAAAAUAUUGCUUUUACGGGUGAGGAAAUUGGGGCUCAGGGCGGAUAAGUUUCUUGCUCGAGGUCCCACAGCCAGUUGUGGGUGAGUGAGGAUUCAUUUUGGGUCCCAGACUCCAAACCGUUGUUCCUUGCCGGUCAGCCUCAGGCGGAAAACCCAGCUCUGUCCGCACUCGUGUUGUUGCAGGUCCCUGCUCCGGGGCUCCCACGGCACCUGAGUGCCGGGACUACGUCCUCAGGUGGUACUGUCUCCAGG